Lachancea sp. 'fantastica' is the source of this 1086-nucleotide messenger RNA. The record is from the annotation of a GenBank genome assembly. Lineage: Eukaryota; Fungi; Ascomycota; Saccharomycetes; Saccharomycetales; Saccharomycetaceae.
AUGUUCAAAAACAGCUUUAACGUGUCUAAAAGAAGUCUGGCAAGCGUGGCCGCCGAGCAAUUGCUGCCCAAGAAGUACGGGGGUCGCUACACGGUGACUUUGAUCCCAGGAGACGGUGUGGGUAAAGAAGUGACAGACUCCGUGGUGUCGAUUUUCAAAGCUGAAAACGUACCAGUGGACUGGGAAACCGUGGAGGUGUCCGGCUUGGAGAGCCAGGAAGGUGUGCAAACGGCAGUGGAGUCCCUCAAGAGAAACAAGGUGGGUUUGAAGGGUAUCUGGCACACACCCGUGGACCAAACGGGCCACGGAUCUCUAAACGUUGCGUUCCGUAAGCAGCUAGACAUUUUCGCCAACGUGGCGCUAUUCAAGAGCGUUCCCGGUGUGAAAACCCGCCAUUCCGGCGUGGACCUUGUGGUGAUCAGAGAAAACACCGAAGGUGAGUAUUCCGGUCUAGAACACGAGUCCGUGCCAGGUGUUGUCGAAUCGCUCAAAAUCAUGACCAAGGCCAAAUCCGAACGUAUUGGCCGUUUUGCAUUCGACUUUGCCCUCAAGAACAACAGAAAGUCCGUCACUGCGGUCCACAAGGCCAACAUUAUGAAGCUAGGUGACGGUUUGUUCAGAAACUGCAUCAACGAGGUUGGAGCCAAGGAAUACCCUGAAGUCGAAGUGAAAAACAUCAUUGUCGACAACGCCUCCAUGCAGGCCGCCGCCAAGCCUCAGCAAUUCGAUGUUCUUGUCACCCCCAACUUGUACGGUUCUAUUCUAGGAAACAUCGGUGCUGCUCUUAUCGGUGGUCCCGGUCUGGUCCCAGGUGCCAACUUUGGCAGAGAGUACGCUGUCUUCGAACCUGGUUCCAGACACGUUGGUCUAGACAUCGAGGGUCAGAACGUCGCCAACCCUACCGCCAUGAUCUUGUCGUCCGCUUUGCUAUUGAGACAUCUAGGUCUAAACGCCUACGCUGACCGUAUUUCCAAGGCCACUUACGACGUUAUUGCUGACGGCAAGUCCACCACCAAGGACAUUGGUGGUUCUGCUUCUACCACCGCGUUCACCGAAGCCGUCAUUGAAAAAUUGAAGGCUCUUUAG